CAAGAAGAGUCUUAAAACAUUAAAUUUGACUAGACAAAUAAAUCAGAGGCUAAUCUAAGAGAAAUACAAAAGUAAUCACUCUGAAAACAGAAGAGUGGACACAACACCAGUCUCUUAUUCGUACGCAUGAUAUUACCUGCUUUUCUUUCUCUACUAAUCUCUAUAUAAACCUCAUCUCAGCUUAACCUUUCGUCUUCGAUUCACAAGAGAGAGAGACCACCAAAAAGAUAUGUCUUCUCCUUCGUUUCUCUCCUCCUCCACUGCUUUCUUAUUCCUCGUUCUCCUCUCCCUGGGUUCCUGCCACGUGUCCCAUGGAGCUCAACAAGCAAAAACAUACAUCGUUCACAUGGCCAAAUCCCAGAUGCCAUCAAGCUACGACCUCCACUCUCUCUGGUACGACUCCUCUCUCAGAUCCGUCUCGGAAUCUGCUCAACUCCUCUACACCUACACCAACGCCAUCCACGGAUUCUCCACCCGCCUAACUCCCGAGGAAGCCGACUCGCUCAUGACUCAGCCAGGUGUCAUUUCCGUUCUACCUGAGCACCGCUACGAGCUACACACCACUCGCUCCCCACUCUUCCUAGGCCUCGACGAACACACCGCAGAUCUCUUCCCCGAAACCGGCGCGUCCAGCGACGUCGUCGUCGGAGUUCUGGACACCGGAGUUUGGCCGGAGAGCAAAAGCUUCUCCGACAAAGGAUUUGGCCCGAUCCCAUCCACCUGGAAAGGCGGAUGCGAGACCGGGACUAACUUCACGGCUUCCCUAUGUAACCGUAAACUAAUCGGAGCUAGAUUCUUCGCGCGGGGAUACGAAGCAACCAUGGGACCAGUGGACGAAUCCAAAGAAUCAAGAUCUCCCAGAGACGACGACGGUCACGGAACACACACCUCAUCAACCGCAGCUGGAUCCUUCGUACAAGAAGCUAGUCUACUAGGCUUCGCUAACGGCACAGCGCGUGGGAUGAAUCCACGCGCUCGUGUAGCCGUUUACAAAGUCUGUUGGUUAGGUGGUUGUUUCAGCUCGGAUAUUUUAGCUGCUAUUGAUCAAGCUAUAGAAGAUAACGUUAACGUUUUAUCCAUGUCUCUCGGAGGUGGAAUGUCUGAUUACUAUAGAGACGGUGUUGCUAUUGGAGCGUUCGCAGCCAUGGAAAAAGGUAUAUUCGUUUCGUGCUCUGCUGGUAACGCUGGUCCGACCUCUUUCAGUUUAUCUAACGUAGCUCCGUGGAUCACCACGGUUGGUGCUGGUACGUUGGAUCGUGAUUUUCCCGCGCUUGCGAUUCUUGGUAACGGGAAGAAUUUUUCGGGUGUUUCGUUGUUUAAAGGAGAUGCACUCCCGCCCGGUAAGUUGUUACCGUUUAUUUACGCGGGGAAUGCUAGUAACGCUACUAAUGGGAAUCUAUGUAUGACGGGGACUUUGAUUCCGGAGAAAGUGAAAGGGAAGAUAGUUAUGUGCGAUAGAGGAGUGAACGCUAGAGUUCAGAAAGGUGAUGUGGUGAAAGCUGCAGGUGGAGUUGGUAUGAUUCUAGCGAAUACAGCUGCGAAUGGCGAAGAGCUUGUUGCUGAUGCUCAUAUGUUACCUGCGACUACAGUAGGAGAAAAAGCUGGUGAUAUCAUCAGGCACUACGUUUUAACUGAUCCGAAUCCAACGGCUUCGGUUUUGAUCCAAGGAACUGUGGUUAACGUCCAACCGUCUCCGGUUGUUGCGGCGUUUAGCUCGCGAGGACCUAAUUCGAUUACUCCCAACAUUCUCAAACCGGAUUUGAUCGCUCCCGGAGUUAACAUCCUCGCCGCAUGGACCAGUGCUGCUGGACCUACCGGACUUCCUUCCGAUCCUCGCCGCGUGGAGUUCAACAUUAUCUCCGGGACGUCGAUGUCGUGCCCUCACGUGAGCGGUUUAGCUGCUCUUCUCAAGUCUGCGCAUCCCGAAUGGAGCCCCGCGGCGAUCAGAUCAGCGCUCAUGACCACCGCGUACAGAUCAUACAAAGACGGUAAACCUAUCCUUGAUAUCGCGACGGGGAAGCCUUCGACGCCGUUUGAUCACGGUGCUGGAUACGUGUCACCUACGAUCGCUACUAAUCCUGGACUUAUCUACGAUCUAACGACUGUGGAUUACUUAGGUUUCCUCUGCGCAUUGAACUAUACACCAUCGCAGAUCAGAAGCGUUUCGAGACGCAACUUCACUUGCGAUUCCACCAAAACUUACUCCAUCGCUGAUUUAAACUAUCCGUCUUUCGCCGUUAACGUUGACGGAUCAGGAGCGUAUAAGUACACGCGCACUGUCACGAGCGUUGGAGGAGCUGGGUCCUACUCUGUUAAAGUCACUUCGGAGAGCACAGCAGUCAAGAUUUCGGUUGUACCGGCGGUUUUGAAUUUCAAAGAAGUUAACGAGAAGAAAUCGUAUACGGUGACGUUUACGGUGGACUCGUCUAAGGCGUCUGGAUCUAACAGCUUCGGGAGCAUUGAAUGGUCAGAUGGGAAACAUGUGGUGGCCAGUCCCGUGGCGGUUACCUGGACGUAGUGGUUAUGACAAAAUUAAUGGGCUUUAAUGGGAAGAAGAAAGUCACAGAUAUUGUAGUGCCGUUUAUAAGGGCUUUUGUUUAGCGAAAACGGGAUGCAGUCUUGGCUUAUCUAGUUUGUUUAUUGGAACUCUUGUCGUUGUGUUUUCUCUUUGCUAUUUGAAGAAAAGAAAUGUUCUCCGGCCACAAGGAACUGGGUUGGGUCUUUAGCUGUUUUAUCAUGUGACUUGAAUAUUUAAAUGGAAAGUAAAAAUGGUUGGAAGUUUGAGCUGUUAAUGUGUUAUGAC
Molecule: messenger RNA, 2803 nt
Organism: Eruca vesicaria subsp. sativa (arugula)
Lineage: Eukaryota; Viridiplantae; Streptophyta; Magnoliopsida; Brassicales; Brassicaceae
Source: the annotation of a GenBank genome assembly